This is a messenger RNA of Zea mays, 2857 nucleotides long. RefSeq names its product kinesin light chain. Gene Ontology annotation, molecular function: protein binding. The record is from RefSeq and is marked validated. The transcript is spliced from 3 exons. Bases 488 to 2629 code for a protein of 713 amino acids. Lineage: Eukaryota; Viridiplantae; Streptophyta; Magnoliopsida; Poales; Poaceae.
CUCAUCUUCUAGUCUUCUUCCCUCCCCUCCGUCACCACUCACCACCUCCCCUAUGGCAUGGGAGCUUCUCCCGGCCUCUUCCUCCCCUUCCUGCCAGACCAUCUUCCUACCGCAACGCACCUGACGGUUUCCAUCCACCUGGCUUCCCUGUUGCGCUAGCUGAUCGACCCACGCAACGCAAGUGCAAUGCCGUGCCGAGGCUAGAUCGAGCUGCCGAGCGCUGAUCACGGUGAGGCCACCCAGAUCCACCCGAUUGCCACGCGGACUUCACCCCUUGCCUUUUCUCCUCCCGUCCACCCAUCGGGCGCUUUCCCUCCAUCCCUCUCUCUCGUGCGGCAUCUGGGCGACCCGCCGACGCCCCUACGCCAGGUGCCCAGGCCUUCGUCGGGUCCUUUACCGGCGACGAGCACACACCAGGGCACUGGAGGGCUACCAUCUGCUUCGCUUUCUGAAAAAAAAACAGUUUCGGCAUAAUUAUCACCCUAAGAUGCCUGGAAUUACAAUGGAUGGAUUUGUUGCAGAGGAGGUGCCGAACAGGGUGAAUUCCUCUCCACAGAAUGAAAAUCUGCCCGCCCCAAAUUCGACGGCAGCUUCAACAAUGGCGCCAAGCAUGCAAAGUGAGGCACUUGAGAUGCAUGUCGAGAGCUCCGGUACUGGGGAGCCCUCAAUUGAGCAGCUCUACAACAAUGUGUGCGAGAUGAAGAGCUCAAGUGAGGGUGGCUCCCUGUCACAUGAGAGCUUUGGCUCAGAUGGGGAGGAGUCUAGGAUUGAUUCAGAGCUUCGCCAUCUUGUUGCUGGGGAGAUGGAGGCCAUGAAGGUGAUUGAGGAGGAAGAGGAGAAUGGUAGUGUUGCCAACGUUGUGCCACCGGUUCCCGCUGAGAAUGGAACCCCAGUAAAGGAGCAGCCUUCCAAAUCGUCCAACAAGUCGAAGAAGGACUCAAAAUCACAGCUUGAGUCUGAUGCCUCUGUUGGUCCCAAUAGGAAGGCGUCCACUGAGGAAGGUGAGAGGGAGGUCAGCAAACAGGCAACCCGAGUUGGCCGUCGGCGGAAAUCAAAUGCCAAUCCACAGAAUGGAACAGAAGAUGCUGGGCUUGAUAACCCAGACCUUGGUCCAUUUCUUCUCAAACAUGCAAGAGACUUGCUUGCCUCAGAAAACUCACGUCGGGCACUGAAAUAUGCUCUCCGUGCCACUAAGACAUUUGAGAAAUGUGCUGGUGGAAAACCAAGCUUGAACUUAGUCAUGAGUUUGCAUGUUGUUGCAGCAAUCUACUGCAACUUGGGAAAAUAUGAAGAGGCUUUACCUGUGCUGCAUCGAUCUCUUGAGAUCCCUGUAAUUGAGGAAGGUCAGGAACAUGCUCUUGCAAAGUUUUCUGGUUGCAUGCAGUUAGGGGACACCUAUGGCAUGCUAGGUCAAACUGCACUCUCACUGCAAUGGUAUGCUUCUGGGCUUGAAAUACAAAAGCAAACAUUGGGAGAGCAAGACCCAAGGGUUGGAGAGACUUGUCGGUACUUAGCUGAGGCCCAUGUGCAGGCAUUACAACUCGAUGAAGCACAAAGAUUGUGUCAGAUAGCCCUUGACAUCCACAGGGAGCAUGGCGGGACAGCCUCACUAGAAGAAACAGCUGAUAGGAGGCUGAUGGGUCUAAUCUAUGACACCAAGGGUGAUCAUGAAGCUGCCUUGGAGCAUCUAGUGAUGGCCGGCACGGCCAUGAUAGCCAAUGGUCAGGAGACAGAGGUGGCCUCAGUGGAUUGCAGCAUUGGUGAUAUCUACCUCUCCUUGGGCCGGUAUGAUGAGGCUGUGUUUGCUUACCAGAAAGCUCUUACUGUAUUCAAGACCAGCAAAGGGGAGAAUCAUGCAACUGUGGCUUCUGUUUUUGUGCGCAUAGCGGAUCUGUACAAUAAGUCAGGGAAGCUGAGGGAGUCAAAAUCUUACUGUGAAAACGCUCUCAAAAUUUACCAAAAACCUAUUCCAGGGACUUCUCUGGAAGAAAUUGCCACUGGUUUAACUGAUGUUUCAGCCAUAUAUGAGACGAUGAAUGAGCAUGAGCAAGCACUCAAGUUACUUCAGAAGGCCUUAAAAAUGUACAACAAUUCUGCUGGCCAACAGAGCACAAUUGCUGGAAUUGAGGCUCAGAUGGGUGUCUUGCACUAUAUUUUGGGCAAUUAUGGCGAGUCAUAUGAUUCCUUCAAGAGUGCGAUUGCAAAGCUCCGCACCUGUGGUGAGAAAAAGUCUGCCUUCUUCGGAAUUGCCCUGAACCAGAUGGGAUUGGCAUGCGUUCAAAGAUAUUCGAUAAAUGAAGCAGCAGAACUGUUUGAGGAAGCUAGAACAGUUCUGGAACAAGAAUACGGGCCUUAUCAUCCAGAUACUUUAGGAGUGUACAGUAAUCUUGCUGGAACUUAUGAUGCAAUGGGCAGACUUGAUGAGGCCAUCGAGAUCUUGGAAUAUGUUGUUGGAAUGCGCGAGGAGAAGCUAGGUACGGCAAACCCAGAUGUCGACGACGAGAAGCGGAGGCUUGGGGAGCUAUUGAAGGAGGCUGGCCGGGUGCGAAGCAGAAAGGCAAAGUCCCUGGAGAAUCUGCUCGAGACCAACCCAUAUAUCGCCACCAAGAGAAAUGCAGUUGCUGCAUGAAUCACUGUUCUGAAGAUGAAAGGCGAGGAUUGUUACUAAGGUAUUCAAUUGGUUCGUUCAGAUGGGGGUAACGGGAAUAUUGGUGCUUACCUAUUAAGAAAAUAUGAAAUGAUCAAAUCACUGAUCUCAAAUUCUUUGCUGUAAAGUUUUCAAAUACUAUUACCGUUACAUGUACAGUGCUCUUUUAUACCGUUCUUGAGAAAACGAGUGGUGGGUACUGAUUCUCUU